Nothoprocta perdicaria is the source of this 2049-nucleotide messenger RNA. RefSeq names its product signal recognition particle 72 (gene SRP72). The transcript has 19 exons. Lineage: Eukaryota; Metazoa; Chordata; Aves; Tinamiformes; Tinamidae. The record is from RefSeq and is a predicted model, not a curated record. Gene Ontology annotation, molecular function: 7S RNA binding; protein binding; ribosome binding. Gene Ontology annotation, biological process: SRP-dependent cotranslational protein targeting to membrane. Gene Ontology annotation, cellular component: signal recognition particle, endoplasmic reticulum targeting. The annotation marks the transcript as partial.
GCGGCGGCGGGCGGCGGGGCCGCCAUGGCGGCGCUGUGGGGCGAGGUGAACCGCUGCGGGCAGAACGGCGACUUCGCCCGCGCCCUCAAGCCCCUCAACCGCAUCCUGCAGGCGAGCAGGGAGGACGCGACGGCGCUGCGCUGCAAGGUGGUCUGCCUCAUCCAGAGCGGCGCCUUCCGCGAGGCGCUCGGCCUCAUGGGCGCCCACGCCAAGGCGCUCGGCGGCGACGGCAUGGCCUUCGAGAAGGCCUACUGCGAGUACCGGCUGAACCGCAUCGAGAGCGCCCUGCGCACCAUCGAGAGCGCCGCGCAGCGCACCGACCAGCUCAAGGAGCUCUAUGGGCAGGUGCUCUACCGGCUGGAGCGCUACGACGAGUGCCUGGCCACCUACCGGGACCUCAUCCGCAACUCGCAGGACGAGUAUGAGGAGGAGAGGAAGACCAACCUGUCGGCCGUCGUGGCGGCACAGAGCACGUGGGAGAGGGUCGUGCCCGAAGAUCUGGGACUCCGAGAAGCUACCUAUGAGCUGUGUUACAACAGCGCGUGCGCCCUGAUCGGCCAGGGGAAGCUGAAUGAAGCCAUGAAGAAGCUGCAGAAAGCGGAAGGGCUGUGCCGCCAGUCGCUCUCGGAAGACUCCGAUGUGACCGAGGAAGACAUUGAGGCUGAGCUGGCCAUUAUCCACGGGCAGAUGGCUUACAUCAUGCAGCUGCAGGGUCGCACGGAGGAUGCCCUGCAGCUCUACAACCAGAUCAUCAAGUUGAAGCCAACAGACGUGGGGCUGCUUGCUGUCAUUGCAAACAACAUCAUCACAAUUAACAAGGACCAGAACGUCUUUGACUCGAAGAAGAAGGUGAAGCUGACCAACGCAGAAGGCGUGGAGCACAAGCUCUCCAAGAAACAGCUCCAGGCCAUCGAGUUCAACAAAGCCUUGCUGGCCAUGUACACCAACCAGGCGGAGCAGUGCCGCAAGCUGGCGGGCAGCCUGCAGGCGCAGAGCCCCGAGCACCUGCUGCCCGUGCUCAUCCAGGCCGCCCAGCUGUGCCGCGAGAAGCAGCACGCCAGGGCCGUGGGCCUCCUGCAGGACUUUGCGGAGCAGCACCCAGCCAGCGCCGCUGAGGUCAAGCUCACCAUGGCCCAGCUGAAGAUUGCUCAAGGCAGCGUCACCAAGGCCUGCAUCAUCCUGAGGAGCAUCGAGGAGCUGCAGCACAAGCCCGGCAUGGUGUCCGCGCUGGUGACCAUGUACAGCCACGAGGAGGACAUCGACAGCGCCAUCGAGGUCUUCACGCAGGCCAUCCAGUGGUACCAGCAGCACGAGCCCAAGUCCCCCGUGCACCUCUCGCUCAUACGGGAAGCGGCCAACUUCAAGCUGAAGCACGGCAGGAAGGAGGCGGCCAUCAGCGACUUGGAGGAGCUCUGGAAGCAGAACCCGAAGGAUGUGCACACGCUGGCGCAGCUCAUCUCCGCCUACUCCCUGGUGGACCCCGAGAAGGCAAAGGUCCUCAGCAAGCACUUGCCGUCCUCGGACAGCCUGUCCCUGAAGGUAGAYGUGGACGCGCUGGAGAACUCCCCCGGGGCAACCUACGUUCGCAAGAAGGCCGGGAAGCUGGCGGGCGACAGCCAGCAGAAGGAGCAAGGGCAAGGGGACGUGAAGAAGAAGAAGAAAAAGAAGAAGGGAAAGCUGCCCAAGAACUACGACCCCAAGGUGACGCCUGACCCGGAGCGCUGGCUGCCCAUGCGGGAGCGCUCCUACUACCGCGGGCGGAAGAAGGGCAAGAAGAAGGACCAGGUCGGCAAGGGCACGCAGGGCUCCACCACGGCUGGCUCCGAGCUCGACGCCAGCAAGGCCGCCAGCAGCCCCCCGACGUCCCCCCGGCCGGGCAGCGCCGCCGCCGUCUCCAGUAAUGUCAUUCCGCCCAGGCACCAAAAGCCAGCGGGGGCCCCGGCCACCAAGAAGAAACAGCAGCAGAAGAAGAAGAAGGGGGGGAAGAGCGGGUGGUAGGAAGCAGCGCGCGGAGGCUGUCGYGGAAGCUGCUGGCUGCACAAUAAAGAU